This is a messenger RNA of Drosophila grimshawi, 4169 nucleotides long. Its product is annotated as ubiquitin-protein ligase E3B. The record is from RefSeq and is a predicted model, not a curated record. The transcript has 7 exons. Gene Ontology annotation, biological process: ubiquitin-dependent protein catabolic process; protein polyubiquitination. Lineage: Eukaryota; Metazoa; Arthropoda; Insecta; Diptera; Drosophilidae. Gene Ontology annotation, molecular function: protein binding; ubiquitin protein ligase activity. Bases 279 to 3515 code for a protein of 1078 amino acids.
AUCGAACUUGUUCACGUACAAUAUACGAGUUAGGGGCUUAGGAAAAUGAAAAAAUAUUGUUAUUGGAAAACUGAGUGCUACUGCAAUCUGCACUUACCAUGCACAUCCAACUAAAGAGCUUACAGCACAGUGCGAAUUGUUAAUUAAUGCGCGCAUGCAACAAUAUAGCCCAUCGCAAACACAAUAACUACACAAACGAAUCCAACAUCAGACUUGCUGCAGCUCCCCCCCAAAAAGCAAAGAACAACAAAAACACCCAUAACGUAUUUGUGUAGAAAAUGUUCGCACAAACGGAAUCACACAAAACCAACUUUUUGGAGCAUACGAAGGCAGCCCGCGAAGAGCGCGCACUUGAGAAGCGACGCGAAGAGGCUGCCAUACUGCUGCAGGCGACUCUCAAGGGAUAUGCAGCGCGCUCCAAGUAUCAGAGACGAAUCAUCCAAGACUUUGAUGCACUUUUCGAAGUCGAACAGGGCGGAAAGGAGUCAGAUCUGCUGGCCGCUGUUCUGGUUUAUCCUGUGCUGCGUCGCUACCUGACACAAAUCAAAUUGGACAAAAAGGAUGGUCGCAAUCGAGAUCGCCUGGAGCACAUUUGUCGCUACGUCAACCGCGCUAUGGAAGUGGACAACCCCAAGCAGUCUUAUGCGGCGCUCUGUCUGCACAAGGAGCGCAGUUUGCCGUGGAUUGGGCAUAUUAAGCAAUUGUUAAUUAAUUGUCUGCUGCUGUUGCCGGAUCUCAAGCCGGAGAAUCAUGCUGAUAGCAUUUCGCUAGCGCUCUUUCUGCACACGCUCAUUGUGUUCACUGCCCCGAAAUCUUGGUCCAUAUUGCGUAAUCCACAAUUUGAGCGACUGCAACCGGCUAUGCAGAAGAUCUGCUGCAAUAUUCAGGGACAUUUGGUGCAACAUGGUUUCUACAAAACAAUGCGCCUCAUUCUGCUCCGAGGCACCGCUCGUGAGGAAUUGUCGGUGAAGCCCGUGACGCUCGUUGCCAUAAUCACACUCUGCCUGCGUCCGUUGAUCGACGGCGAUUACAGUCGCAAUUUGCUAUCGCAAUUUCUGAGCGAAAUACUCUCGGUGCCGGCACUCAUCUAUCAUUUGCAUCAGAGUGUGCCGCAGUGCAUCGAACAGUUUAGUUCGAUGUGGCUGCUGAAGCGUGCGUUGAGCAUAUCGGAGGAUUACCAGUGGUUCGAGGAGUUUGCGGCGAGCAUGUCGGGCACAAAGACUCUGGCAUAUCUCGGCAACAUUGUGAACAUGUUCAACAUUGACAAUUUGGCCGAAGCGAAGCUUUUGGCCUACCCGUUGCUAACCGAAUCGACUACAUCGCUGCUGGAAUUAAUACCCAACACGGUGACCACCACAGGCGUCUUCACCCAGUGGCACGAGCUUCUUGGCUGGCACACACCUUGUGCGGAGCCGGCACAGAACCAACACGUGGCGCUAAUUAAGAAACAGUUUCACAUGUUGUGGGAUAAUCGUUGCAUUAAGCUGCUGCUCGGCGAUCUGCUCAAGGAGAUCAACGCGAACUACGAGCGGAUUGAGUUUCAGUCGCCACAACAGCCUUCGACAAGCAAUUUGCUGCGACGUGCGCUGGAGCGCAGCUCCACACGUGGCAGUGGCUUGCUGGCCAGCGCUGCCGGUAAACAAACAAAGAUGCAAUGGCGCAGACUGGACAACAGCAAUGUUGUGCAGGUCUCACGUAUUUGUGGCAUGUAUUAUGCGGCUCUGAGCACAUUGUCGCAAAUGAAACUGGACAUUCUAACCGGCAUUUGCUACAAUGACAAUGUACUCUAUGACAUUUGGCUGCUGCUGACUUCGCUGGGACCCAACUGUGGCAUGAAGGAAUAUCUGGAUCUGCUCCGAUGCGAAACGUUGUCGCAGAAGCCACAAGCAGCGAUGCUAAUGCUCUUCUGUGACUGCAUGACGCACUAUGUGACCAUUCUGGAUGAGUACGAAAUGUAUACGGAACAGAAUCCUUUUCGCCUUAACGAUUAUGUUAUGCUCACAUAUUUUCUCAAUAAUAUGUUGUACAAGCUAAUCAACGACAACAUUUUGGGUGCCAAGAACAUUGUGCAGAAUCCUGUUUUUGUUUCACUGCACACGCUAUUACUUUGUUUAUAUCGUCGUGACUGUCGUCGUCCCUUUACACCACCCAAUCAUUGGCUUAUACCGGAGGUGAAGCCAUCGACAUUCAUCAACGACCUGGAAAAGGCCAAGAGGAAUGCAAUGCUGCUCCUGGCCAAGAUGCCGCAUAUAAUACCGCACGACGAUCGCGUCAAGCUGUUCCGAAAAUUCGUCCAGAAUGAGAAGGCUGUGAUGGGUCUGACGGAGAGUGCGUGUGCCUCGCCUCGUUCAGCGUUGAUUGUCAUCCACCGAGAGCGUAUCGUUGAGGAUGGCUAUCGCCAGUUGGCCGCACAGCCGACACAUGCCCUAAAGGGUGUUAUACGUGUGCGCUUCAUCAAUCAGCAGGGACUGCACGAGGCGGGUAUUGAUCAGGAUGGCGUGUUUAAAGAGUUUCUCGAGGAGACCAUCAAGAAGGUGUUCGAUCCAUCGCUGAAUCUGUUCAAAACGACCUCGGAUCAACGACUGUAUCCCUCACCCAUUUCGUACGUUCAGGACAAUCAUCUGCAACUAUUUGAAUUUGUGGGCCGCAUGCUUGGCAAGGCUGUCUACGAGGGCAUUGUGGUGGAUGUGCCCUUUGCCUCGUUCUUUCUUUCCCAGCUGUUGGGUCAAACGCAACAGGCGCUCUACUCCUGCAUGGAUGAGCUGCCCUCGCUGGACAACGAGCUCUAUCGCAGUCUGACCUUCAUCAAGCACUACAAACAGGAUGUGGCCGAUUUGAAUUUAACUUUCUCUGUGGAUCAGGAUGUUAUGGGCAAGAUUAUUACCCACGAACUGCAUCCAGGCGGCAAGGCGCGUGUGGUGAACGAUCACAACAAGCUGGUCUACAUCCACUACAUGGCCUACUUUCAUAUGAACACACAGAUACGCGAACAGACGCAGGCGUUCAAUCGUGGCUUUCGCAGCAUUGUCAAUCCCGAGUGGUUGUCGCUGUUCUCUCCACCGGAACUGCAGCGUCUGAUAUCGGGUGAUACGGUGCCAUUGGAUAUGAGAGAUUUGCGCAAGCAUACACAGUAUUAUGGGGGAUUCCAUGACUCACAUCGCGUUGUCGGCUGGCUGUGGGACAUACUGGCCAAGGAUUUCACCGAGGAGGAGCGCAAACUGUUCCUUAAGUUUGUUACCAGCUGCUCCAAACCGCCACUCUUGGGCUUUGCGCAUCUUGAGCCACCCUUUUCCAUACGCUGUGUGGAGGUGGGCGACGAUGAAGACACUGGCGAUACCAUUGGCAGUGUGAUACGCGGUUUCUUCACCAUACGCAAGAAGGAUCCACUCAAUCGGCUGCCAACCUCCUCGACCUGCUUUAACCUGCUUAAGUUGCCCAACUAUCAGAAGAAAUCAACGCUGAGGGACAAACUGCGCUAUGCCGUUAGUAGCAAUACUGGCUUUGAGCUAUCCUAAAAGUGGAGCAGUAGCUGUAGGAGCUGUGCUACAUAUCAAUCAAUACGUAUUGAGCUUUUGGUGUUGUUACCUCUAUUUUCGAUUCUUAUUUCUCUCGGUCCGCAGAUCUUGCUGAAAUGCUGUUGUACAUAUAUAUAUCAUAUAAGAUCACCAUUCUUAUCAACACCACCCCAACUACUUUUUAUAUUUUUAUCAACAUUUGCAUGUUGAAUUUUUUGUACUUGUAAGUUUCUGGCAAUUGUAAGUGCAUGUGUGUGUGUAGGUAUUUUGUGGAACACAUUUUAAAAAAACUAUAAACAAAUACAAAGAACAAUUAAUUAUUGCAAAUAUAUAUCUAUAUAUGUAUAAUGUAUAAACGUAUAGCUGUGAUAAACGAAUUAUAAUAAUAAACUAAACUAAACGACAAAUACACAAAUAACAAACGAAUUAUGAAGCUGAAUUGAAAACGUAUAAAACGGAUCCCAUAGUUAAUUUGAAAUUAUUAUAAGAUUAAACACAAUUAAUUGUACGUGGCUUGCGUGUGAUGAAUAUAUAAUCCACAUAUUGCAUAAGUUACAUGUAAAACACAAAAAACAAAAACAGAAAAAAAAGAAACCAAAAGAAACAGAAACAAUAAAUCUAAAUGUCUGAUUCAUGUGCAAAAUGAAAAUCGAA